Oryzias latipes (Japanese medaka) is the source of this 1573-nucleotide messenger RNA. It is a transcript of the gene fbl, whose product is annotated as fibrillarin rRNA 2'-O-methyltransferase. Gene Ontology annotation, biological process: rRNA methylation; box C/D sno(s)RNA 3'-end processing. The record is from RefSeq and is a predicted model, not a curated record. Gene Ontology annotation, molecular function: rRNA methyltransferase activity; histone H2AQ104 methyltransferase activity; RNA binding. Lineage: Eukaryota; Metazoa; Chordata; Actinopteri; Beloniformes; Adrianichthyidae. Gene Ontology annotation, cellular component: Cajal body; box C/D methylation guide snoRNP complex; small-subunit processome.
GGAAGUCGUUCCCUGCUGCAAAGAAUAAGAAGCGCACGUGGCCACGCAGCUCGCACGCGCGGUUGGACCCGGACGGUUCGAAGAAUCAGAGGUCAACUUUCCCGGUUCUUAAAGCUAUCAUGAAGCCAGGAUUCAGUCCCCGUGGAGACAGAGGAGGAAGAGGAGGAGGAGGAUGGGGUGGAGGACGAGGGGGGUUCAGUGACCGAGGAGGAAGAGGGGGGUUCGGUGACCGUGGAGGAAGAGGCGGGUUCAGAGGUGGACGAGGUGGAGGAUUCCGGUCCCCCGACGGUGGAGGGUUUCGAGGACGCGGGGGCGGCAGAGGAACCCCAAGAGGACGAGGAGGGAGAGGAGGCCGUGGAGGGUUUGGAGGAGGGAAGAAGGUGGUGAUAGAGCCGCACAGACAUGAAGGGGUGUUUAUCUGCAGAGGGAAGGAGGAUGCCCUCGUCACCAAAAACAUGGUGGUGGGAGAGUCUGUGUACGGGGAGAAGAGGAUGAGCGUGGAGGAGGGUGAUACUAAGAUUGAGUACAGAGCCUGGAAUCCUUUCCGCUCCAAACUAGCAGCUGCCAUUCUUGGAGGAGUUGACCAGAUUCACAUCAAACCCGGAGCCAAGGUCAUGUACCUUGGAGCCGCAUCGGGAACCACGGUGUCCCACGUCUCUGACAUCGUUGGGCCAGAGGGGCUGGUCUAUGCAGUGGAAUUCUCCCACCGAUCUGGCCGCGAUCUCCUCAAUGUGGCUAAGAAACGCACCAACAUCAUCCCCAUCAUCGAAGACGCCCGCCAUCCGCACAAGUACCGCAUGCUGGUUGGCAUGGUGGACGUGAUCUUUGCUGACGUCGCUCAGCCUGACCAGACCAGAAUCGUGGCCCUUAAUGCUCACAACUUCCUGAAGAAUGGUGGACACUUUGUCAUCUCCAUUAAGGCCAACUGCAUCGACUCCACAGCAGCUCCAGAGGCUGUGUUUGCGUCAGAAGUGAAGAAGAUGAGCUCAGAGAACAUGAAACCGCAGGAGCAGCUCACCCUGGAGCCCUAUGAGAGGGACCAUGCGGUAGUGGUGGGCAUCUACAGACCGCCACCAAAGCAGAAGAAAUGAGGUGAACGAGAAGACCUUUGACACUGGCUGUUUUUACCUUUUUUUUCUUCCCUUCUUCUUCAGUGUUUUUUUGCUUUUGUAAAGUCCUGAGCCCCCCCCCCCCUCCUCUGACUAAAGACUGGUUGCCCUAACUUCCUCAAAGGAAUAAGCAGCCCUGUUCUCUGACUAGACGAGGCUGGAAAGGUGUCAUUCGUGGUUACUCGCUGCGACUUCAGCCUACUGCUGUCUAAGAAACCUGCUAACGCUUUGAGGUUCAGUUGUCACAAGCGUGGUCCGACUCACAUGUUCGCUCAUCCCUUCAUGGAUGUUUGUGGAUCUCUCCAUGGAAAUAACCUAUAACUGUUUAAGGAGCCUCUCCAGGCGUGAGAGGAAGACCACUUUCAUUUGGUUAUCAGUCCAUCAGAUUGCAUGGUUGAUGAGAAAAUAUAUAUUUGAACCCAGCCGUUUUUCUCCUUUUUUUUAAAUAAAGAAGAAACUUCUAA